GCUAAUGGCCCAGGAUUUUCAAGCUGUAAACACGCUGAAUCUCAAUGCCACGGCACCGCGAAGACAGGCCGUGACAGCCGCUCUCAUCGGACAGACUUGGAGAACCACCUUGUGAUAUUUUUUAUUUUUUUACACGGUUCGCGAAGCUGGAACCGACGGCGACAUCAAAACAUGGAGCUGCCUGACCCGCAUCAGAACCGACGAUGCUAACGUUAGCACAGCUAGCUAGCAGCCUGCUGUGCAUUGGCGCUUCAUGUGACGAGGAAAUGAGGAUCAUUGUCAUCUUGUUCUCGUGAAACCCGUGUCAUUGGUUGCACAGGCGACAGCUUCGAAGUCGUACGGUUGUCAAAAGGGCGAGGGGCACGUCUUUAGCUGAUGUAAACACCCUGUUGUCUCUAGCGUCUCCGUUAGCAGCUGCUGUUAUUGUCGGUCAUCGCUGAAAGUGGCACAGUUACGCUCACCAGCUUUCGAUCCGAGUCACUAGCUGAAUGGGGUGGAGUUUUCAUUUGUUUUGCCGCACAGGCUAGAAUAACAUUAGUUAUUUGCUGUCAGCGUAGGAAGAAGGUGUCAGACAUAAUGGUGUUAAGGAGUUGCUGGAAGUCUCGGCAUAAAAACAGCACUGGACGUGCGCCUUUCUGGAUCCGGUCAGGACUGGCAGUCCUUCUCUGGUUCUGUGUGGCACAGUUUACUUGCGGCAGUGAGGCCGUGGAGGAGAGCAAAAGUGUUGUCCAGAAAGAUGCGGAGUUUGAUGUCACCUAUAAUGACACGGUUACAAGUGCGAACCAAACCAUCUAUGCUUUCAAUCACACUGUCUCCAGGAAUAAGACGGAGGGAGUGCGUGUGACUGUGGAUGUGCUGUCACAGGGUUUCGAGAGUCCUAUCCUGUUUGUGGUACGACAGAAGCAGGCUGUCCUGUCAUUCCAGGUGCCCCUCAUACUAAGAGGCCUCUACCAGAGGAAGUAUCCUUACAAUCAUGUGGGCCGGACAUUGUGCCAGCCUCCGACCCGGGCAGCCUCCGAGACCCAGUACUUCUUUGUGGACGUGUCUACCCUGUCCAGCCAGGGUACAAACUACCAUCUCAGGGUCAGCCGUGUUGAAAGCUUCACCCUGCUGACAGACAAGAAAUUCAGCUUCACCGCGUCACCAUCCCAACCUCAGUACUUCAAGUAUGUCUUCCCAGAUGGGGUGGACACUGUGAUCGUCAAAGUCAACUCAGACAUGAACUUUCCCUGCUCUGUUAUGUCUGUCCAGGACAUCCAGUGCCCUGUCUAUGACCUUGACAACAAUGUGGCCUUCAUUGGGAUGUACCAGACUAUGACCAAAAAAGGCGCAAUCACUGUGCAGAGAAAAGAUUUUCCCAGCAACAGCUUCUAUGUGGUGGUAGUGGUGAAAACAGAAGACGAGGCGUGCGGCGGUCCGCUGCGCUUCUACCCCCUCCGUCCUGAUGAGCUGAUCGACGCCGGCAACCGCACCAAGGUCCUUGAUGUGGUCGUCUCCCCUGCUAUAAACUCGGAGGUGUAUGUGAUGGGCAUGCUGUUCUGUCUGGGUAUCUUCCUCUCCUUCUACCUGCUCACCUUGCUGGUGGCCUGUCUGGAGAACAAGCGAAUGAAUAUGAAGAGAGAGGUGUUUCAGAAUCCUGCUGACAUGUCGCCUGCUGAGACAGCCUCUCUGCUUGGGAAGAACGGAGAUGGCAAGACUCCAGCCUCACCGUAUGAGUAUGGCUCCUUUGCUGACAACGGCAGUACACUCAGUUCGGAGGCCAUCACUGACAGCGCCACAUCAACUGACAACAACUAUGGAUACAUGGAGCGAACGUUGGACAGUGUCGGACGAAGCAGGCAGGAGUCUCUGAGCUCCGUGGAGGAGGACGACUACGACACGCUGGAAGACAUCAACUCAGACAAAAACAUCGUCCGCACCAAGAAAUUUCUAUGUGUGUCUGACCUGGCCCGCAAAGACAAGAGGGUCCUGAGCAAGAAAUACCAAAUCUACUUCUGGAACAUUGCUACUAUUGCUGUGUUCUAUGCGCUGCCGGUCAUCCAGCUAGUCAUCACCUACCAGACGGUGGUCAAUGUUACAGGAAACCAGGACAUCUGCUUCUACAACUUCCUGUGUGCCCACCCCCUGGGAGCUCUCAGCGCGUUCAACAACAUCCUCAGUAACCUCGGCUACGUGCUGCUGGGACUCCUCUUCCUCCUUAUCGUCCUCAAGAGAGAUAUCGUCCACAAUCGCGCCCUGGUCCGCAACGAUCUCAACGCGCUGGAAUGUGGCAUCCCAAAGCACUUUGGUCUGUUUUAUGCCAUGGGAACCGCUCUCAUGAUGGAGGGCUUGCUCAGUGCCUGCUACCACGUCUGUCCCAACUACACCAACUUCCAGUUUGACACGUCCUUCAUGUACAUGAUUGCCGGACUGUGUAUGUUGAAGCUGUAUCAGAAGAGACACCCGGACAUCAACGCAAGUGCUUACACUGCCUACGCCAGCCUGGCCGCGGUCAUCUUCUUUUCUGUGCUGGGAGUGGUAUUUGGCAAAGGAAACACCGUCUUCUGGAUCAUUUUCUCGGUGAUCCACAUUUUGGCCACUCUCCUCCUCAGCACACAGCUCUACUACAUGGGUCGAUGGAGGCUGGACUCCGGGGUGCUCCGCAGGAUGGUGUACAUCAUCUACACAGAUUGCAUCAGGCAGUGCAGCGGACCUAUGUACAUCGACCGGAUGGUUCUGCUUGUAAUGGGGAACAUAAUCAACUGGUCUCUAGCUGCCUACGGCCUCAUAGAGCGACCUAAUGACUUUGCCUCCUACCUGUUGGCCAUUGCCAUCUGCAACCUGCUGCUCUACUUUGCCUUUUACAUCAUCAUGAAGCUACGGAGCAGUGAGAGAAUCCAGUGUCUGCCGUUGGUGUGUAUUCUGUUCACGGCCGUGGUGUGGGGCUUUGCGCUGUAUUUCUUCUUCCAGGGUCUGAGCACCUGGCAGAAAACUCCGGCAGAGUCUCGUGAGCACAACAGGGACUGCAUCCUGCUCUCAUUCUUUGACGACCACGACAUUUGGCACUUCCUCUCCUCCAUCGCAAUGUUUGGAUCCUUCCUGGUGCUCCUAACUAUGGAUGACGACCUCGACACCGUCCAGAGAGACAAGAUCUUCGUCUUCUAGAUGUAUCAAAUCAUCGGUGAUGAGCUCAGCUCUUCCUCUCUGCCUUAUCUCUCUCCGUUUGCAUCUCCUUCAUGUUCUUUAAAAAAAGCAGUCAGUAGCCUGUUGUUCCCCGGGCUUUACAGUGGGCACCUGUCUGCCUCUCACAGCCAGUCAGGGAAGGGCAGUAGCCCCUCCCUCCACCUGUAUGGACACAAACGUGCCAAUGAAGAGCUGCGUCGACGUCCAGUGAUGCUGAAGUGUUUUGUCCUCUCGCUGCCAUCAUCAGUCUAACUGUUGUGAUCGAUGUUUACUUACUGCUGACGAUGAAGAUAACAACGUACGCAUCCAAAUUAACUUAUUUUAUACUGUCCGCAUUACAUUUGACCUGCAAUGCAUUUUGAAAUUACUGUUUAUAUGCUGUGUGAGUGUUUGUACAGGUGUGAGUGUGUUUACAAAUGUAAAUGUGAGAACAUGAAUUCUGUCCAGUCUGUCAGUGGCCUUGAAUGUUCUAAUCAUGUUAGUCACAUACUGUGCUCUGAUUGGUCAGAUCCUCUAGCAGUCCUUCUCAUUGGAGAACAUAAUGAUUGUAUUAAUUUCUCGACUGCCCUAAAGUCGGAAUGCAAAGGGGUUUUUUGCACUGUACUGUAUGAAAAAAUGAUUUUAAUGUCAAACAUUGCAAUGAGCAGUUACUGAAUAAAGGCCUCAUUUUCA
This is a messenger RNA of Chelmon rostratus (copperband butterflyfish), 3834 nucleotides long. It is a transcript of the gene sidt2, whose product is annotated as SID1 transmembrane family, member 2. The transcript is spliced from 26 exons. Lineage: Eukaryota; Metazoa; Chordata; Actinopteri; Chaetodontiformes; Chaetodontidae. Gene Ontology annotation, cellular component: membrane. The record is from RefSeq and is a predicted model, not a curated record. The coding region runs from base 577 to 3144 and encodes 855 amino acids.